This is a messenger RNA of Suncus etruscus (white-toothed pygmy shrew), 1850 nucleotides long. It is a transcript of the gene PODN, whose product is annotated as podocan. The coding region runs from base 3 to 1850 and encodes 615 amino acids. The transcript is spliced from 9 exons. The record is from RefSeq and is a predicted model, not a curated record. Gene Ontology annotation, molecular function: protein binding. NCBI's taxonomy places the organism in Eukaryota, Metazoa, Chordata, Mammalia, Eulipotyphla, Soricidae.
CCAUGGCCCCAAGCAGGGCACUGCUGCUGCUGCUGCUCUUGCCGCCACAGCUGCAGCUGGCAUGGGCGCUGGCAGCCAGGGCCCUGGGGAACGGCCGGAGCAGCAGCCCUGAGCUGAGCCCCGAGGAGAAUGAGUUCCUGGAGGAGGAGCCGGUGCUUGUGCUGAGUCCUGAGGAGCCUGUGGCCGGCCCACCAGAGACAGACUGUCCUCGAGAGUGCACUUGCUCACAGGAGGGCGUUGUGGACUGUGGCGGCAUCGACCUGCGCGAGUUCCCAGCAGACCUGCCCCAGCGCACCAACCACCUGUCCCUGCAGAACAACCAACUGGAGAAGAUCUACCCAGAGGACCUAUCCCGGCUGCACCAGCUAGAGACCCUCAACCUCCAGAACAACCGCCUGACAUCCAGAGGGCUCCCGGAGGAGGCGUUCGAACACCUGAACAACCUCAAUUACCUGUACCUGGCAAACAACAAGCUGACCCUGGCACCCCGAAUCCUGCCCAACACCCUUGUCAGUGUGGACUUUGCUGCCAACUAUCUCACGAAAAUCUACGGGCUCACCUUUGGGCAGAAGCCAAAUCUGAGGUCUGUGUACCUGCACAACAACAAGCUGGCAGAUGCUGGGCUGCCUGACAACAUGUUCAAUGGCUCGGGCAACGUGGAGAUCCUCAUCCUGUCCAGCAACUUCCUGCGCCAUGUACCCAAGCACCUGCCACCUGCCCUCUACAAGCUGCACCUCAAGAACAACAAGCUGGAGAAGAUUCCACCAGGUGCCUUCAGUGAGCUGAGCAGCCUGCGUGAGCUCUACCUGCAGAACAACUACCUGACCGACGAGGGCCUGGACAAUGAGACUUUCUGGAAACUCUCCAGCCUGGAGUACCUGGACCUCUCCAGCAAUAACCUGUCGCGGGUGCCAGCGGGGCUGCCCCGCAGCCUGGUACUCCUACACCUGGAGAAGAACGCCAUCCGCAGCGUGGACGCCGAUGUGCUGACGCCCAUCCGCAACCUGGAGUACCUGCUGCUCCAUAGCAACCAGCUUCAGGCUCCCGGCAUCCACCCACUCGCUUUCCAGGGCCUGAAGCGGCUGCACACGGUGCACCUGUACAACAAUGCGCUGGAGCGCGUGCCCAGCGGCCUGCCCCGCCGCGUGCGCACUCUCAUGAUGCUGCACAACCAGAUCACGGGCAUCGGCCGCGACGACUUCGCCACCACCUACUUCUUGGAGGAGCUCAACCUCAGCUACAACCGCAUCACCAGCCCCCAGGUGCACCGCGACGCCUUCCGCAAGCUGCGCCAGCUGCGCUCGCUGGACCUGUCUGGCAACCGCCUGCAGACGCUUCCUCCGGGGCUGCCCCGCAACGUGCAUGUGCUGAAGGUUAAGCGCAACGAGCUGGCCGCCUUGGCCAGGGGGUCCCUGGCUGGCAUGGCCCAGCUCCGUGAGCUUUUCCUUACUGGAAACCGGCUGCGUAACCGCGCCCUUGGAACCCGGGCCUGGGCUGACCUGGAGCAUCUGCAGCUGCUGGACAUUGCAGGGAAUCAGCUCACAGAAAUCCCCAUUGGGCUCCCCGAGUCGCUCCAGUACCUGUACCUACAGAACAAUAAGAUCAGCGCGGUGCCUGCCGAUGCCUUCCAGACCACGCCCAACCUCAAGGGGGUCUUUCUCAGGUUUAACAAGCUAGCAGUGGGCUCGGUGGAGGAGAGCGCCUUCCGGAGGCUGAGGCAUCUGCAGGUCCUGGACAUCGAAGCCAACUUUGAACCUGGGGCUUCCAAGGAGCAAGGCCGACAGGAGGAGGAAGCAGAGGAGGAGGACAAAGACGAGGAUGAGGAGGAUGAGGAUGAGGAAGUGCGAUAG